Molecule: messenger RNA, 1168 nt
Organism: Drosophila hydei
Lineage: Eukaryota; Metazoa; Arthropoda; Insecta; Diptera; Drosophilidae
Product: aldo-keto reductase family 1 member B1
Exons: 1
Coding region: 137-1072 (311 amino acids)
Cellular component (GO): cytosol
Molecular function (GO): aldose reductase (NADPH) activity
Source: RefSeq, a predicted model, not a curated record
ACACGCUAGUUGCUCACUAAACCUUGGACGUGGUGGAACUGAUUGCGCAGUGGAACAAAACGCGGAUCUUCAUUAAAAAAAAGAAGCUAAAUAUAUAUAUUUAAAAAAAUUAAAUUUGUAAUAAAUUAUCAGAGCAAUGCCAAAAGUAGCGCCAAAAAUUAAAUUAAGCAAUGGCCAGGAGAUGCCCAUACUGGGCUUGGGAACCUGGAAAUCGUAUGAAUCGGAAGCCUAUCAAGCGACCUGUGAUGCCAUCGACAUCGGCUACAGACACAUUGACACCGCGUUCGUCUACGAGAACGAGCAUGAGGUGGGCAAAGCGAUACGAGAGAAAAUCGACCAAGGCGUGAUCAGACGUGAGGAUGUAUUCGUGACCACCAAACUGGGCGGCAUUCAUCACGAUCCUCCGCUGGUGGAGCGCGCCUUUCGCAUGAGCUUGAGCAACUUGGGCCUGGACUAUAUUGAUUUGUAUUUGAUGCACAUGCCAAUUGGCCAAAAGUUCCACAACGAUAACAAUGUGCAUGGCACCUUGGAGCUAACGGACGUCGAUUACUUGGAUACCUGGCGGGAAAUGGAGAAACUUGUUGAUCUCGGACUGACACGCAGCAUUGGCCUAUCUAAUUUCAAUGCGGCCCAAACAUUGCGUGUGCUUGAAAAUUGUCGUAUUAAGCCGGUGGUCAAUCAAGUCGAAUGCCAUCCCGCCUUCCAGCAGGAGCAACUGCGUCAACAUGCCAAACAGCAUGGCUUGAUCAUCUGCGCUUACUGCCCACUGGCGAGGCCACAGCCUGCGCGCCACUGGCCGCCCUUCCUCUACGAUGAGCGUGCGCAGCAGUUGGCCAAGAAAUAUGGUCGCAGCAGCGCACAGAUUUGCCUGCGUUAUCUCAUACAGAUUGGCGUUGUGCCAUUGCCGAAGUCUUCAAAUAAAAAGCGAAUUGAGGAGAAUUUCAAUGUUUUCGACUUCGAGCUGCAGCAGGAGGAUCUGGCCCUCAUGCAGAAAUAUCAUACAGGCGUCCGCACAGUGCCAUUUAGCGGGAUGUCCGGACAUAAAUAUUAUCCAUUUAACGAUCAAUUCUAGGUUUUACUUACCGCAUAAGCUUGCUUAGUAUUUUUUUAUUAAUAAACACAAAACACAGGGUUGUAUUGCAAACAACAACUUGCUAAUCAGCUUGUA